AUUAGCAAUGAUACAGUUAGAAAAUAUGUCAAUAAGAUCGGAUUUACUUUGAAGCGAUUAGUAAUUAUACCUCAUAAACAUAAUACUUCUAAUACAAUUCUGGAUAGAAAAAGAUAUGUUGAAAAAAUUCAUCAAAAAGUUAUUGACAUGUUGGAAGAUGCAAUUUAUAUUAAUGAAACUGGAUUUAAUUUGCACUUAUCUUCUUCCCGUGGCCGUUCACUUCGGGGACAACCUGCAGUUCAAGUGGUAGAAACACAAAGAGGAAAAAAUAUUACAGUUAUUGCAGCAAUCAACAAAAAUGGUGUUUUAAAUUACACCGCAUAUUUGGGAUCAGCUAAUGCUGAUACUUUUGCUGAAUUCAUUCAAGAGCUUAUUUUCUUAGUUCCUACAAAUAAAAAAAAAUUUUUAAUUAUGGAUAAUGCAGUGAUCCAUCACGCAUACAUUGUAAAAGAUAUUGUUGAAGACUCAUCUCAUGAAAUUUUCUAUCUUCCCCCCUAUUCGCCAUUUUUGAAUCCGAUUGAAAGUACUUUUUCUAAAGUUAAGGACCUUGUAGCACGAAACAAAAUUAGAGAUCAUGAAACUAUUUUGAGUAGGAUUGCUAACGCAUUUGAUGCAGUAUUCGAGGAAGAUUGCCUUGGGUGGAUUCGACAUACUAUGACCUAUUUUGAUAGAUGCUUGAAUCAAGAAGAAAUUGAU
Cetraspora pellucida is the source of this 696-nucleotide messenger RNA. The record is from the annotation of a GenBank genome assembly. NCBI's taxonomy places the organism in Eukaryota, Fungi, Glomeromycota, Glomeromycetes, Diversisporales, Gigasporaceae.